ACAGUACAUCUAUCUACAUGAAUAAGUGGUAUUGUUCUCUGCGCUGCCACCACUCCGCGGUAACGUGCGCUCGCAGCGCGCACAAGCUUGGCGCGAGGUUCAAAAGUCCGCUCUAUGCCAUGCGCUAACUAUGUGACCACUCCUCAAGAGUCUCUUAGAAGGUUGAACAGGGAGCACCACGGGGCAAAUGCGUAUCCCACUGCGAUUGGAUUAACACUCGUCAGCGUCGCAUGUUUUAGAGCAUCGAGUGCUGAUCGUGAGCCGUCGUGGAUCGUAAGGCGGCGCGCGGUAAGUUAACUUAGGCAUCAUGAAUGCCGCCGAAGCGUCCACCAGUCCGACCGAUGUCUCCGCCCCCUCGCGGCAUCGAACUCUUCGGGGCCAAGCUCUGCUCAUAUGUGCAGCUGCGCUUUGUGCCGAAGACGGAAAGUUAAAUGCGACAGGCAGCGACCAAGCGCCAACUGUACGCGCACAAAGCAUGAUGCCGCCAGCAGAAGAGCUCCUGGUCCAAGAUGGUGCCUCUACCCGAUACAUAGAUGAGGUGCUCUUUGCGCACGAUAACGACAUUCGAUCGGCUAUGAGCAGCCCUAGGAGUAUCGAUGCAAGUGAUCCCAUGCCGGCCUCGUACUGUCGAAGUCCGUCGCGCAAACAGGCAACGCAGCUGUGGCAGGUCUACCUGAAUAUCGUCGACCCCCUUCUGAAACUUCUCCAUAUUCCUAGCGUCAACUCUCUUGUUUUCGCGGCCAUAAAUAACCCGGAAGAGGUAACCGCAGGCACGAGCGCGCUUCUUUUCGCAAUUGACUUCGCCGCCGUCACCAGUCUACCAUCCUCGGAUACUAUCCUGCUCUUAAAUCAGGACCGGCCGUCCGCACUCAAUCAAUUUCAGCGAGGACUAGAAAUUUCUCUUCAUGCAGCAGCGUUUCUGGAUUCGCCCACUAUUAUCACUUUACAAGAGAUGACGAUCUACCUGAGAUGUCGUCGAAGUCCUAGUGGUGGCCGUUCGGGUUGGGCUCUCAAUGGCCUCCUCAUCCGCAGCGCCCAGUCGAUUGGGCUUCAUCGAGACCCGGAACAUCUUAAGCUCACGCCGCUGGAAUAUAAUGGGCUCUCGACUGGUUGGGUGGAGAAUUCAUGCUAUACGAAGCUGCCCUUGAAUGCUGACGACCAAGAUAUUUACGCGAAAACAGAUGUUGCCCCAAUCCCUGGAGAGGGAUGGAUCGAGAUGAGUUUGUUUCUAACAACCGCAGAGCUCAACGGAGCAUUCCAGCGAGCCUCUCGACUGUCCGUAGGGGUACUUAACAGCCAGAACCCCAUGGACAGCUUGGAACAACUGUCAGAGCAUAAGGCUGCCAUCUUGCUGAGCCGAGUUUUCCUUGGAAAACUUAGCGUUUUCAUCCGGCAACAAUACCUGAGAAGACUGUGUGCGGAAGAAUCCACUGCUCGUACGGUGGAGGAAACAUUUGCACUGGCAUGUGACACCUUGUCUCUGGGCAUGGAGUUGAAAGAGGACGAGCUUCUGAGCAGUUACCAGUGGCAUUUCACCACGUAUCCCCAAUAUCACUUGCUUACCUACACACUGUGGCAGCUCUACGUCCGCCCGGACGUGCCCAGGGCAGAGCGAGCCUGGGAGCUGGUGAACAAACCUAGUCCCGGGCCAAAAUGGAAUGCUCUGCGCAGGCUGCGAGAGAGGGCAUUGAGUAUGUGCCGCGUUCGUCAAGCCGCACGGAUUCCUGCAGUAGAUGCAGUGAACACGGAAGCCGACAACACACUGGCUGAGAGGCUAAGUGAUGAGGGGCUCGAUGAGGCAUUUAGGGACGAUAUACUCCGGGAUCUGGAUUCAAUAUGCUUUCCAGAUUGGUCGACCUUCCCUCUAGCAUUGUGACGGGGGAAUGGAAUUGGAUAGAUCAAGUCCAAAGGUUGUAUAUCUCCUUCGAUAUAUUUGUCCAAGUAAUCUAGCUCGAAAUUGGGGUGAAUCCGACCCAGCGUCAUGGGCGCAAACAUGGAUAGCGG
Messenger RNA from Aspergillus aculeatinus CBS 121060, 2004 nucleotides. RefSeq names its product fungal specific transcription factor domain-containing protein. Gene Ontology annotation, biological process: DNA-templated transcription. Bases 308 to 1876 code for a protein of 522 amino acids. NCBI's taxonomy places the organism in Eukaryota, Fungi, Ascomycota, Eurotiomycetes, Eurotiales, Aspergillaceae. The transcript is spliced from 8 exons. The record is from RefSeq and is a predicted model, not a curated record. Gene Ontology annotation, molecular function: zinc ion binding; DNA binding.